Messenger RNA from Phanerochaete carnosa HHB-10118-sp, 528 nucleotides. RefSeq lists its product as uncharacterized. The record is from RefSeq and is a predicted model, not a curated record. The coding region runs from base 1 to 528 and encodes 175 amino acids. Gene Ontology annotation, biological process: mitochondrial respiratory chain complex IV assembly. NCBI's taxonomy places the organism in Eukaryota, Fungi, Basidiomycota, Agaricomycetes, Polyporales, Phanerochaetaceae. Gene Ontology annotation, cellular component: mitochondrial inner membrane. The transcript has 5 exons.
AUGUACGCGACUACCACCUCCGCACCACGCCAGCCUGCCCCACCACAGCCUGAAGUCGAGACUUUCUCUGAGGCGUCCAAGCCGCGAGAAUAUUACACGCGCCCACAACGCGAUUUGCCCCCAUUACAGCGCAAAUGGCCCGGUAUUCUUGUGGCGAGCAUCCUCGGUGUCUCUGCAUGGGGAGCGUUCUAUCUGUAUGCCACCAAUCAGGAGCGGCUGUCCUCUUCCGUGGUCAAGCAAAUCAUGAGCACUAUCAGCGAGAACGGGGAUUUGCGCGAGACGUUAGGGGACGCCAUCCGGUUUGAGCCUGUCUGGUGGUUGAACGGGGACCCCUAUAUCAAAGGCGCGGUUCACAUGCUACAAGGCAAUGUGGAUCUCUGCUUCCGCAUCAAGGGCCACAAAGAUGCCGGCACCUUGUAUUUCACCAGUAUACGGAAAACGAAGGGAGAGUCCUUUACCAUCCUGCGCUUCCGUGUAAUCUGCGAUAACGGCAAGAUCAUCGAAAUUCCUACAAGCGCAGUACAGUAA